This is a messenger RNA of Lentinula edodes (shiitake mushroom), 420 nucleotides long. Its product is annotated as CoA-binding protein. Bases 1 to 420 code for a protein of 139 amino acids. NCBI's taxonomy places the organism in Eukaryota, Fungi, Basidiomycota, Agaricomycetes, Agaricales, Omphalotaceae. The transcript has 4 exons. The record is from RefSeq and is a predicted model, not a curated record.
AUGGUAUUUGAAGCUGUCAAAACUGCCUUCUUCCACUCCCCAGCCUAUGCAGUUGUAGGAGCCUCGAAAGAUCAGACCAAGUAUGGCACUAAGGUCCUCCAAUGGUAUAAAGCUAGGGAAAUGGAUGUCACUCCAGUUCAUCCUAAAGAAUCUGAGCUAGAAGGUAUCACUGCAGUGAAAUCUAUCGAAGAGUUAUCUUCUCCCAGCACAACUUCCAUCAGCAUUAUUACACCCUCCAAGAUAACUCUCGCUCUCCUGCAGAAAGCCAAAGAACUCAAUGUCCCUGCCCUCUGGAUUCAACCUGGGGCUUCAGACCGCGAUUGCAUACAGUUUAUCAAGGAUAACGACAUGGUAGAUAAAGUCAUCUACGGUGGAUCGUGUGUUUUGGUUGAAGGAGACAGCUUCCGAACCAACUACUAG